ACACGAGAUCUCGUCCCACGCCUGUGCUACAGCAUCGACCCAGCCUCUCUGUUAACCACAGUCCCCGCGCCUCCAUCAGCCCAACAAUGCCCCUUCGGUAACCCAACCCAGCGAUCCGGCACUCCCCCGGACCGGACAAAAUGUGGAUCCCGCUCCCUGGACCCCUGCUACUCCUCACUCUGACUUCCACCCUCGUCCAGCCUGUCUACUCACAAUGCCCCAUUUACACAAACUACGCCUACCACAAGCAUCUUCCCUUGUCGGAGGGCAAAUGGCAGUUGGCAUCUAUGCGGCCUAUCCCGCCAUGCCGCACGUUCAAGAGCCAAGAAGUCGAGGACACGAUUGAGCGACUGCGCAAGGUGAUUGUAGAUCCGGAUCUGUUCAGAUUGUUUGAGAAUACGUGGCCGUCGACGCUGGACACGACAAUUGCGUGGACAGGUGUUGCGAACAAGAGCGUGAUAGUCGAGCUGGAUCCCGUGAUGAACAAAACAACCACCUGGGAUGCGUCCCACAAGUUCCAGCUCACCCCGCAAGACGUGAAGAAGUUGGAGGAAGAUAACGAAGAAGAGCUGAGUUUCGUAAUCACGGGUGAUAUAGAGGCCAUGUGGCUCCGCGACAGCGCAAACCAGCUGCAAGCCUACACCUCCGUCCUGCGCGCCUCAAGCAAAAGAGGCAGUCUGGCAAGUCUGUUCAGGGGUGCGAUUAAUCUCCAAGCUCGCUAUAUCCUCGGCGACCCCUUCUGCAACGCCUUCCAAGCCCCCGUAGAAAGCAAAAUCAUGCGCAAGAGCUCUGCAAACAGCGACACCAUAUCCCCGCCCUACGACUACAUGACCGUCUUCAGCUGCCAGUGGGAGCUCGACAGCGUAGCCUCCUUCCUGCAGCUCUCGGCCGACUACUUGCGGAUGACGGGCGACGUUGCAUUCUUCGGGAAACACGCCUGGGUCAGCGCUGUCAAGAAAGUGCUGGAGAUCACGGAGGCGAUGAUGAUAGGCAGCUACGACGCAGCAGGAAACUGGCAGCACACGCCAUACACGUACUGCGCGCCCUACGGCGGCACGCCCAUCAACGACUGCAAUGGCAGUCCGCACCGCGCGGUCGGGCUGGUACGAAGUUUCCAGCGCCCGAGCGAUGAUAGUUGUAUCUACCAGUACCUCGUCCCGAGCAACAUGAUGUACGCUGUCGCGCUCAACGCCUCUUUGCCCAUCAUGGCCGCCGUUUCGCCCCGGGGUUCCAACCUCACAGCCUGGAUGCGCAACAUGUCGUCGACCAUCACGACCGCUAUCCAGGCGCACGCCAUCGUCAAGGAUCCCAACCACGGCCCGAUAUAUGCCUACGAGAUCGACGGCUACGGCUCCGCCAUCCUCAUGGACGACCCAAACGUCCCGUCGUUGCUUUCCGCGCCCUUCCUGAAUUUUACAUCCGCAACCAAUCCCGUCUAUGCGAACACGCGGCGCAAGAUCUUGUCCAGGGAUAACCCGUACUACGCGUGGGGCCCCGUGAUCUCGGGCGUGGGGAGUAUGCACACCCUACCCGGACGCGCGUGGCCGAUGGCGAACAUCAUGGCCAUUCUUACUUCUGACGACGACAAUGAGAUUAUGAGGAAUCUGAGGUGGCUGGUGCAGAGUACGGAUGGGUAUGGGCUGAUGCACGAAAGCGUGCACGCGCACACGGCGGGGGUGUGGAGCAGGCAGUGGUUCAGCUGGGCGAACGGCCUGUUCGGGCAAGCCAUCCUCGAUCUCGAGCGCCGCAAACCCUGGAUUCUGAGGAUGGGGUUCCAGUGAGCGAGACCAGCAGCUGCAAGGAGAGCCUGGACAUCUAGCCGCGCUCCCCCAGCGUCUCGCCGUUCCUCACAAAUCCGAAGACGCAGCCCCGAGUCAUGCGCGCCAGCCUACGAACCUGCCUCUGUAUCUCCUCCGCCCCUCCGCCCCGCCACCCCCACCUACCAUCCCACACCGAAGGCGGAGUAGACAGGAGCGUUUUUGCAGCUCAAGCCGGGCGAAUUUCUGAGGGGUCCUCGGUGGACCUGGACUUGAGACGGUUAGUGUGCACAUGUCAGGUCAGGACUGAAUGCAGUGGGUCAAACCAGAGUGGGACUUGAUGUGAAUGGACGCUUGUGCUAGGAAAUGUCAAGUUUGCACAUUGCGGUCCAUAGUUCGUCGCCUUGACGGGACGUGGAUCACACGUCUAGUAUGUUUGAGUAUCUUGUUCACGGCCAUCCCAAUCAGGAUGUCUUCAUAACUUUUUGGUAUC
This is a messenger RNA of Paraphaeosphaeria sporulosa, 2250 nucleotides long. RefSeq lists its product as uncharacterized. Lineage: Eukaryota; Fungi; Ascomycota; Dothideomycetes; Pleosporales; Didymosphaeriaceae. Bases 141 to 1781 code for a protein of 546 amino acids. The transcript has a single exon. Gene Ontology annotation, biological process: carbohydrate metabolic process. The record is from RefSeq and is a predicted model, not a curated record.